AUGGAGCCUAUUGUUACUAUGAGGUGUUUCUCUCUUCUUGAUGAGCUUGGUGCAGGUGAAGUGGAGACCAAGCAUGCUUGUGAACACCUCGCCCCGAGGAGCAUCAGGAGGGUCAUGAGGAGGAGCUGGGAGUUGGAGAAGGAUUCCAUCUCGACGGCGACCAUGCUGGAGACUGUCGUCGCCGACACGGACGUGAAGACCAGGUCGAGAGCCGAGGGCCUAGGGAGGGAGGCGGACUUCAUGGGCAGAGCUUUCAGCAUCAAGAAACCCAAGACGCAGAUGGAAAGGAAGUACAAGAGUUGCACCCAGAACGGGUGCACAUGGAAGAGCAGAAGGUGGUAA
Miscanthus lutarioriparius is the source of this 342-nucleotide messenger RNA. The record is from the annotation of a GenBank genome assembly. NCBI's taxonomy places the organism in Eukaryota, Viridiplantae, Streptophyta, Magnoliopsida, Poales, Poaceae.